Molecule: messenger RNA, 2663 nt
Organism: Humulus lupulus (European hop)
Lineage: Eukaryota; Viridiplantae; Streptophyta; Magnoliopsida; Rosales; Cannabaceae
Product: glyoxysomal fatty acid beta-oxidation multifunctional protein MFP-a
Exons: 18
Coding region: 181-2361 (726 amino acids)
Biological process (GO): fatty acid beta-oxidation
Cellular component (GO): peroxisome
Molecular function (GO): NAD+ binding; (3S)-3-hydroxyacyl-CoA dehydrogenase (NAD+) activity
Source: RefSeq, a predicted model, not a curated record
ACGUCACAGUACGAAGUCGGGUCUGGCACGACACCUAUUGCCACGGCUCCUACAAUAAAUCAUAACCCAACUACCUCAUUCAUUCAUUCACUCCACUCCAUUUUCGUUACUUUCAAUUCAAGCUUCAAACACCCUUUUCUUCUUCACUUCGAGAACGAGAAUUUAGAGAGAUAGAGAGUCAUGGGUAGCAAUGCAAAGGGUCGGACUGUCAUGGAAGUCGGUGACGAUGGAGUGGCUUUGAUCACCAUCAUCAAUCCUCCUGUCAAUUCACUAUCCUUUGAUGUGUUAUUCAGCUUAAAAGAAAAUUACGAGCAGGCUUUACGAAGAAAUGAUGUGAAAGCAAUUGUAAUCACUGGUGCAAAGGGAAAAUUUUCGGGUGGCUUUGACAUUGGUGCUUUUGGUGGUCUGCAAGGGGGACAAAAGGCUGAGUUUUCAAGACCUGGUUUCAUAGCAGUGGAGGUUCUGACUGAUGUUGUAGAAGCUGCAAGGAAACCGUCUGUUGCUGCCAUUGAUGGUCUUGCAUUAGGUGGGGGGCUUGAGAUUGCAAUGACAUGCCAUGCACGGAUUUCAACUCCCACGGCACAAUUAGGCUUGCCUGAACUUCAGCUUGGACUAAUUCCUGGGUUUGGAGGGACACAGCGACUGCCUCGACUUGUUGGUCUCCCAAAGUCACUUGAAAUGAUGCUGACAUCAAAGCCAGUUAAAGGGGAAGAAGCUUUUAAUUUGGGUCUUGUUGACGCCCUUGUUUCUCCUAAUGAGCUGGUAAGUACUGCACGUCGAUGGGCCCUAGAGAUCCUGGAGCGUAGAAGACCUUGGGUUGCUAGUCUUUACAAGACUAGCAAGUUGGAAUCACUUGGGGAGGCAAGAGAAAUACUCAAGUUUGCAAGAGCACAGGUCCGCAAGCAGGCUCCAAAUGUCAAGCACCCAUUGGUUUGCAUUGAUGUCAUUGAAGAGGGAAUAGUUUCAGGUCCCAGGGCAGGACUUUGGAAGGAAGCUGAAGCUUUUCAAGAGCUAUUGCAUUCUGAUACUUGUAAGAGCUUGGUUCACGUCUUCUUUUCUCAACGUGGAACAUCAAAGGUACCCGGGGUUACUGAUCUUGGUUUGGUUCCAAGACAUGUUAAGAAGGUUGCUAUAAUUGGAGGAGGAUUGAUGGGCUCUGGAAUAGCGACUGCGUUGAUUCUUAGCAACUAUCCCGUGAUCUUGAAGGAGGUAAAUGAGAAGUUUCUGCAAGCUGGGAUUGAUAGAAUCAAAGCUAAUCUUCAAAGCCGCGUCAAGAAAGGGAAAAUGACACAAGAAAAGUUUGACAAAACCAUCUCUCUUAUUAAGGGUACCUUGGGCUAUGAGAGCUUCAAAGACGUGGACAUGGUCAUAGAGGCUGUUAUUGAGAAGGUCUCAUUAAAGCAACAAAUUUUUUCUGAGCUUGAAAAAUAUUGCCCAUCACAUUGCAUACUUGCCAGUAACACUUCCACAAUCGACUUGAACCUGAUUGGAGAGAAGACGAAGUCCCAGGAUCGGAUUGUUGGAGCUCAUUUCUUCAGUCCUGCUCAUGUCAUGCCACUUCUGGAAAUUGUUCGUACAAACAAGACAUCUCCCCAAAUUAUAGUUGACUUGCUAGAUGUCGGGAAAAAGAUAAGGAAAACACCGGUAGUGGUUGGAAACUGCACAGGCUUUGCUGUCAACCGAAUGUUCUUCCCUUAUACUCAGUCGGGUCUUUUGCUUAUUGAGCGAGGUGCAGAUGUCUACCAGAUUGAUAAAGUAAUCACCAAAUUUGGAAUGCCAAUGGGCCCAUUCAGGUUGGCUGAUCUGGUCGGAUUUGGUGUGGCAAUCGCGACUGGCACACAAUUCAUUGAGAAUUUUCCUGAGAGAACAUACAAGUCCUUGCUUAUACCACUCAUGCAGGAGGAUGGAAGGGCAGGUGAAACUACUCGGAAAGGAUUCUAUACUUACGGUGACAAACGCAGGGCCAACCCGGAUCCUGAAUUGAAAAAAUACAUUGAGAAGUCAAGGAACAUAUCUGGUGUUGAUAUCGACCCUAAGCUAGUGAAGUUAUCUGAAAAGGAUAUCGUAGAGAUGAUAUUCUUUCCCGUGGUGAACGAGGCAUGCCGUGUCCUUGCUGAAGGAAUUGCAGUCAAGGCAGCAGACCUCGAUAUCGCUUCUGUCAUGGGCAUGGGUUUCCCUCCAUACAGGGGUGGUCUCAUAUUCUGGGCUGAUUCUCUUGGUUCCAAAUACAUAUACUCAAAACUGGAGGAAUGGUCAAAGAUUUAUGGGGAAUUCUUCAAGCCUUGUGCAUAUUUAGCCGAAAGAGCAGCAAAGGGAGCUCCUCUGAGUGCUCCAUUGGAUCAAGCAAAGUCUCGGCUAUAAGAGAAUGUGGUCAACAAUGUCACAAAGCUGGUUUUGAGCUUCUUUUUAUAGAUUAUAUGUUAACCAAAGCCUUCUCUUUUCCUAAGGUGAGAACAGUGGUUUAGCAAAAGCAAAAUAAUGCAUAAAAUGGACUGAAAGCAACAUAUGACAAAAUUAGUAGUCAUGGUUUAAUCAAAGGGUCCUUCAAUCUAUAGGAAUUCUCAUGGGAUAAAGGUGUUAUUAUCAUUGGUCUCGAGUAUCGACUUUGUAACGACUUUUAUGGUUGACCCUUAUAUGGGAUAAUAAGGAUUUUUUUUAUUCAA